Molecule: messenger RNA, 2085 nt
Organism: Ustilago hordei
Lineage: Eukaryota; Fungi; Basidiomycota; Ustilaginomycetes; Ustilaginales; Ustilaginaceae
Exons: 9
Coding region: 1-2085 (694 amino acids)
Biological process (GO): fatty acid metabolic process
Molecular function (GO): medium-chain fatty acid-CoA ligase activity
Source: RefSeq, a predicted model, not a curated record
AUGCGAGCACGUUCUUCAUUCCUGGCUUCGGCCUUAUCGGCUGCACCAAAGUCCAUGGCUUCGAAUACUUUCCCGAACACAGCUCGUCGACAAGCCCGACUAGUAUCGUCUCUGCAAUCGUCAUGCCAGCAGCACCCUACCAAGAGAGAGUCGAACGAUGGCCCACUGCUGUCACGAGUGUCUGGACCCACCGACAAGCCGUUAUGCGAACUCUCACUCAGUCAGUUCUGGGAAGAAGCGGUGAGCAAGUAUGCUGAUCUGCCUGCGUUGAUUUCGAAGCACGAGCCAGCAUCACAGCAUGGCAAGCGCGGCUCAAGCUCGGACGACUGUGUCAGAUGGACGUAUGGCGCCAUGAACGAGCACAUCAAGAGCCUCGUAGCUGGACUGCAUCAGCUUGGGAUACGCAAGGCAGACCGAGUCGCUGUUCUUAUGAUGAAUUGCUCCGCCUACGGAGCUCUGCAAUGGGCCUGUGCCGAGGUUGGGGCCAUCUUGGUGACGUUGAACCCUGCAUACAGCACCUCCGAGCUCCGUCGGGCUCUCAAUCUAGUCGAAGCAACCACACUGUUCGUGGUUCCGUCUCUUCGCGGAACCAACUACCUUGAAUCGCUUUUGAAACUCCUACCGUCCCUCUCGAGCUCGGCAAGCGCUUCUGGUGAUCCGACCGUGCUGCAAGAUGAAACGUUAUCCUGCUUGAAACGCAUCGUCGUGAUCGACAACCUCGACAACCGACCAAGAUACUGGGAAAGCAACAGUGUGCUAGCACAGCAGCGCAAGAGCUUCUCCGAUGCAAUGUCUGUCUUGAACGGUCGGGCCCUUGACUACCGUGACCUCCUCGUUUCUUCGCCUUCGACCCUUGAACAAGACGAGGUGCUCAAUACGGACGUCAUCAAUCUGCAGCUCACCUCGGGCACAACAGGUCAGCCCAAGGCUGUGGCGCUCACUUCGAGGAAUCUGCUGAACAACGGCAUCGCAAUUGGCGACAAUCUCAGGUUCACCGAGGCAGACAAGCUAUGCAACAUUCCACCUCUCUUCCACUGCUUUGGUUUGGUCCUCGGUAAUCUCGCUGCUUGGACCCACGGCGCUUCAGUCGUAUACGCUGCUGAAGGAUUCGACCCUUUGAGAGCUCUUCGUGCUGUUUCCGAGGAGCGCUGCACUGCCAUGCAUGGCGUUCCGACCCAUUUCAUCGCUGAGCUUGAGCUGCUCGAUUCGGCAAGAGAGCAUGCCGAGGAUCCAUCCCGCUUUCCUUUGCCCAAAGGCAUGCUCGAAGGCGAGACCUUUGACUUCUCCUCCCUGCGAACCGGCCUCACAAGUGGCUCUACCGUUCCUAUCGCGCUCAUGGAAGCGCUUGUCAGCCCAGGGAAACUUGGUCUCCGUGACCAGACGGUGGUUUACGGUAUGACCGAGACUUCACCCGUCACUUUUGGUUGUGAUGUUGAUGCACCCAUCGUAAGGAGAUGCGAGACCGUGGGACGAGUCUACCCUCAUGUGCAUGCCAAGAUCGUCUCACCAGAUGACUCCACGGGUAAGCCGCUUCCUGUCGGACAACCAGGAGAGCUCUGCACCGCGGGAUAUGUUGUCAUGGAAGGCUAUUGGAAGGACCCCAGAAGGACAAACGAAGCAAUGGAAAGGCAUCCCGAUGAACCUGACAUCGUGUGGAUGCGCACCGGUGACAUUGGCAUCAUGGACCAAGAGGGCUACGUGCGCAUCGUGGGUCGAUCCAAAGAUGUGAUCAUUCGAGGAGGCGAGAACCUUUUCCCACCCAAUAUUGAAAACUGCAUCGAUCGUAUGGAAGGUGUCGCUACCAACGCAGUAAUUGCUGUGCCAGACGAAAAGUAUGGAGAGGCUGUCGGCGUGUUUGUGGCCAGGUCGCACGCAGAAGCGCAUGUUACACCAGCAGAGAUCCGUGCCUACGUCAAGAAACAUGUCGGUGGACAAAGCGCACCAGCGUGGGUUUGGUUCCUCGGCGAAGAUGGCGUCGCUGCAGAGUUCCCCAAGACUGCUUCUGGAAAGAUCCAAAAGGUCAUCCUCCGUGAUUGGGCGAAAGAUCUGGCUGCGAAUAAUCAGGGCAAGGUCGACAAGGUUUAG